Molecule: messenger RNA, 1909 nt
Organism: Grammomys surdaster
Lineage: Eukaryota; Metazoa; Chordata; Mammalia; Rodentia; Muridae
Gene: Adra2c
Product: adrenoceptor alpha 2C
Exons: 1
Coding region: 85-1467 (460 amino acids)
Biological process (GO): regulation of smooth muscle contraction; regulation of vasoconstriction; platelet activation
Cellular component (GO): membrane
Molecular function (GO): alpha2-adrenergic receptor activity
Source: RefSeq, a predicted model, not a curated record
GACGCCGACCCUGGCUGUGGGGCGCCCGAGCUGCCGAGGCUGCACCCGGGCUCCUGGCAGGACCGCGUAGCUCUCGGGAGGACCAUGGCGUCCCCAGCGCUGGCCGCGGCGCUGGCGGCGGCGGCGGCGGCGGCGGCUGAGGGCCCCAACGGGAGCGACGCGGGCGAAUGGGGUAGCGGCGGGGGUGCCAACGCCUCGGGAACCGACUGGGGGCCACCGCCGGGCCAGUACUCCGCAGGUGCUGUGGCGGGGCUGGCAGCCGUGGUGGGUUUCCUCAUCGUUUUCACCGUGGUGGGCAACGUGCUCGUGGUGAUCGCUGUGUUGACCAGCCGAGCCCUGCGCGCCCCGCAGAACCUCUUCCUGGUGUCUCUGGCCUCAGCUGACAUCCUGGUGGCCACACUGGUCAUGCCCUUUUCGCUGGCCAAUGAGCUCAUGGCCUACUGGUACUUCGGGCAAGUGUGGUGUGGUGUGUACCUGGCACUGGACGUGCUCUUCUGCACCUCGUCCAUCGUGCACCUGUGUGCCAUUAGUCUCGACCGCUACUGGUCGGUGACGCAAGCGGUAGAGUACAACCUGAAGCGCACGCCGCGUCGUGUCAAGGCCACCAUCGUGGCCGUGUGGCUCAUCUCCGCUGUCAUCUCCUUCCCGCCUCUCGUCUCGUUCUACCGCCGGCCCGACGGCGCCGCCUACCCGCAGUGCGGCCUCAACGAUGAGACCUGGUACAUCUUGUCCUCCUGCAUAGGCUCCUUCUUCGCGCCCUGCCUCAUCAUGGGCCUGGUCUAUGCGCGCAUCUACCGCGUGGCCAAGCUGCGCACGCGUACGCUCAGCGAGAAACGCGGCUCCGCCGGCCCCGACGGCGCGUCCCCGACCACAGAGAAUGGGUUGGGCAAGGCGGCGGGGGAGAAUGGGCAUUGCGCGCCCCCGCGCACUGAAGUGGAGCCGGAUGAGAGCAGCGCAGCGGAGAGACGGAGGCGCCGGGGCGCGCUGCGCAGAGGACGGCGGCGAGAGGGUGCUGAGGGGGACACAGGCAGUGCGGACGGACCGGGACCCGGACUGGCGACCGAGCAGGGUGCCCGGACGGCGUCUCGAUCCCCAGGCCCCGGAGGGCGCCUGUCGCGGGCCAGCUCGCGCUCCGUCGAGUUCUUUCUGUCGCGUCGGCGCCGGGCGCGCAGCAGUGUGUGCCGCCGCAAGGUGGCCCAGGCGCGCGAGAAGCGCUUCACCUUCGUGUUGGCGGUGGUCAUGGGCGUGUUCGUACUGUGCUGGUUCCCCUUCUUCUUCAGCUACAGCCUGUAUGGCAUCUGCCGGGAGGCCUGCCAGCUGCCAGAACCGCUCUUUAAGUUUUUCUUCUGGAUUGGCUACUGCAACAGUUCGCUCAACCCGGUUAUCUACACUGUCUUCAAUCAGGACUUUAGGCGCUCUUUCAAGCACAUCCUCUUCCGAAGGAGGAGAAGGGGCUUCAGGCAAUGACCCUCUGGCCGCCUGGACCUGGACCCACUGACCUCCUGGACAGCUCCGAACUCGGGUAGACAGAGGGACCAACAAAUGUGGCCUCUCCAGGGUGCCAGGGUGGACUUCAGGGCACAGUGUGUGAUGUGGCCAGCAGGAACUGGGCGAGAGACAACUGGGCCUCGGGGAGUGGGGAGGAGAAAGGGAGACCCUUUGCCUCCCCAUCUCAGCGAGGGGCUGUGGCUAGGUUGAGGCUCCAGUUCCUGAGAAGGCUUCUACGGAGUGUGGGCUGUGAAGUUAGGGUUUUAGAGCUCAGACAACUGCACCAAGAAAGGAGCAACCCCUCCCCACCUCGGUCUUCCCUGUGAGCAAGGGCUGACUUCCUAUGACCUGAAAAAAGGCAUCUCUCUGGGGGAGGAGAGAUAGCACAGGCAAUCUCUGGUUACUGAGAGUGCCAAAUACA